CCCCUCCUAUGUUCCAUGUCAUUCCGUCCAGCGUGUCGUGCCAGGGGCGCAGGCAGAAACCCUCAUCGUUCGUGACACCUAAGACAGGAAGAAACAAAAUUAAUUUGACACUUGGGACAAGUCCCCAGCCCCACACUCCUCCUUGCCUCUACCCUAGCUCACCAUAAAUGUUCAUCCGAGUCCAAAGGGGCCCACAAAGCUCCUACAAAACAAGAAGGAAACACUGAACUGAGUCAUCAGGCAAUACUGUGCUCCUCAACUCCCACCACCACCUCACCUUGUCAGCCGCCAAUGGGCAUGCGGCUUCACCCCUCUGAGUUUGCCUGUGGCACCUGCAAAAACAAAGGCAAAUGACACAGCUGAUGUCGCUGACCCCUCAUCCCUUCUCCCCAGGUGGACUCAAAGCCUCUUUCCCCUCAAGCUUGUCCCUCCCAGCUUACCUAGGACUUUGGCUUCCCUGGGUACGCCAGCCUCUCUGUGGCAGUAUGUUUGUACACCCAGAGCCUGCCUGUCCCCAUUUUUGUCACCAAAGCCAGGCAGCGGGACAGAGCUGGCACGUGACAACACCAAACACAACACCUCGGGGACAGGAGAACAGGGUUGGCGGCUUCUCCCUCCUCCCAGGGACAGUUUGUUUGUCUGCCCCAUGUGACAGCAAGGCCAGAGUCUGUCCCCCCGGAAGGUGCCGUGGGGUGGGGACAAGGGUGGAGACCUGUCCCCAGCCCUGCCAGCACAGCAAAGCCCGGCUGCGUCGGGAUCCAGCACAGCUGCUGCCAUGGGGACGGUGACAGAACCCCACCAAGCCCCCAACCCCAGGGGACACUACCAGUUCCGUGUCAUCGUGCUGGGGGACGCAGCGGUGGGAAAGUCAUCACUGCUGCGUUGUUUUGCAGAGGGGACAGGUGGAGAGGACGUGGGGACGGCCACCCCCUGUCCCAUCAUCGGCGUGGAGUUCUACAGCCGCACUGUCCCUCUGUCACCUGCCGGCAAGGCCAAGCUGCAGCUCUGGGACACAGCCGGCCAGGAGAGGUUCAGGUCCAUCACCAGGUCCUUCUACCGGAGCGUGGUGGGGGUGCUGCUGGUGUUUGACCUCACUAACCGUGCAUCCUUUGAGCACAUCCCUGAGUGGUACUGUGAGGCCGUCGGGGACUGUUCCCCUGUCUUCAUGCUGGUGGGACACAAGUGUGACCUGGUGGCCGGGCGCGUCGUGUCAGCGGAGGAGGCUGGGGACCUGGCAGCCACCCUGGGCAAGGCCUUCGUGGAGACUUCUGUCCGUGGCAACCUCAAUGUGGAGCUGGCCUUCCAGACACUGGCAGGGGACAUCCAGCGGGCACUGGGACAGGGGACUCUUACCUCGCACUGGGACUGCGGUGGCAUCAGGCUCAUCCCCAGCCAGAGCAGCCUCUGGCCCCCAGCACGUGGGGAGCCCCAGGCAUGGUGCCAGUGCUGAUGGGGACAUGGGGGGGACAUGAGACCCUCCCCUGAUGGGUGUGGUUCUCUCUCCCUCCUCCUUGGGCUGCACCCCUUCCCAGCCUUGGGUUUAUUUCAAGCUUUAAUUUGGGGGCUCUGAAAAAAAUAAUAUCCUGUUACAAGAGUGCUUUUAAUAAAUCUGGUGCUUUUCCACGCUAAAUAAAGGUUGUGCUGAGCGCCAGACC
Columba livia (rock pigeon) is the source of this 1655-nucleotide messenger RNA. Its product is annotated as ras-related protein Rab-42-like. Lineage: Eukaryota; Metazoa; Chordata; Aves; Columbiformes; Columbidae. Gene Ontology annotation, biological process: vesicle-mediated transport. The transcript has 2 exons. Bases 776 to 1450 code for a protein of 224 amino acids. Gene Ontology annotation, cellular component: Golgi apparatus. The record is from RefSeq and is a predicted model, not a curated record. Gene Ontology annotation, molecular function: GTP binding; GTPase activity.